Messenger RNA from Cylindrotheca closterium, 765 nucleotides. The record is from the annotation of a GenBank genome assembly. NCBI's taxonomy places the organism in Eukaryota, Bacillariophyta, Bacillariophyceae, Bacillariales, Bacillariaceae.
AUGGACGUAUUCUGCACUCAGAGCGGCAUCGAAAAUACAAACCAGUUCUUACCUCCAAAAAUCACAUUUUCUGCCGAUCUGAUGAACCCACCCUUUCCGAACCACCAGUCCAAAGCUGCUCCAUGGACAACCGACUCCAUCUACGAGGAAGCUCAAAGCAGUUCGUCAACGCUUCGGCCAUAUGCAGGUUUCAUUUAUCAGUUUCCAUGUAGAUUGCACCAGAUGUUGGAAACAGUGGAAAAGGAAGACAACACGUCCAUCAUUUCAUGGCUGCCGGGGCACCCACAAGAUGCGUUCAAAGUCCACAAGAAAGAAGAAUUCAUGGAGCAUGUGUUGCCGCGCUUCUUCGAUCAGACCAAGUUCAAGUCGUUUCUACGACAACUGAACGUAUGGGGAUUUGAACGAAUAAACGAUUCAGGUCCAAGACACGGAGGCUACCGCCAUUCAUUAUUCAUCAAGAAUCGGCCCGACUUAUGUGCUGGAAUGAAGAGAACGAAGAUAAAGGGAGCGAAACAAGGAGAUUCAGCCAUGGGCUCGCAACAGCAGCUGUCGGAAACGGAGCUACAGCAAAAUAUCAAUGCAAUACUUUAUCACAGUGCUGAUGGUGAUCAUCAAUGUGGAGGACAAAAGCGAGGCGGGACCAAAAGGAACGACGAAACGUCCUUCGAUACCAUUGAAUAUGAAAGGAUACCAGACAAUAUUCCUGUUGCCGCGGAACUAUCUCGCAUGUAUGCAGAAGAGAUGAAAGAGACAGACGGUUUCUGA